CUCUCCCACCUCUCACUCUGGCAGUACCCAGAAGAACCGCCUGGGGGCAGCAAAGACCAGGUCCAAAGCUGCCUGCUAACUUCACAGCAGGUGCAGGGCUUUCCCAGUCGGAAGGUCUAGGAAUGGGGGCAGGGGCCGAGAAGAGAGGAGUAUUUGAGAGAGAAGGAGGCAUAGAGGGAUUGAGAAUGGGGUGAGGAGCCCAAGAGUUCCAUGGCCUCCACUUCCCGACGCCAACGCCGAGAGCGUCGCUUCCGUCGUUAUUUGUCUGCAGGACGGCUGGUCCGGGCCCAAGCCCUCCUCCAGCGACACCCAGGCCUUGAUGUAGAUGCUGGGCAGCCUCCACCACUGCACCGGGCCUGCGCCCGCCACGAUGCCCCUGCCCUGUGCCUGCUUCUUCGGCUUGGGGCUGACCCUGCCCACCAGGACCGCCACGGGGACACAGCGCUGCACGCUGCUGCCCGGCAGGGCCCUGAUGCCUACACGGAUUUCUUCCUGCCACUGCUGAGUCGCUGUCCCUCUGCCAUGGGAAUAAAGAAUAAGGAUGGGGAGACCCCAGGGCAAAUUCUGGGCUGGGGACCCCCCUGGGAUUCUGCCGAGGAGGAGGAAGAAGAUGAGGCCUCUAAGGAGCGGGAAUGGAGCCAGAAGCUGCAGGGAGAGCUGGAGGACGAGUGGCAGGAGGUCAUCGGGAGGUUUGAAGAUGAUGCUUCCCAUGAGACCCAGGAACCCGAGUCCUUCUCAGCCUGGUCAGAUCGCAUGGCCCGGGAACAUGCCCAGAAGCGCCAGCAGCAGCGCGAGGCAGAGGGAGCCUGCCGACCCCCACGGGCUGAGGGCUCGGGUCAGAGCUGGCGGCAGCAGCAGGAGGAGCAGCGGCUCUUCCAAGAGCGAGCCCGGGCCAAGGAGGAAGAACUGCGUGAGAGCCGAGCCAGGAGGGCACCGGAGGCUCCCGGGGAUCGAGUGCUGGAGCCAGCCAGGGCCGGGCCCAGGGCAGAGCACCCCAGAGGAGCGGGGAGGGGCAGACUCUGGCGCUUCGGUGAUGUGCCCUGGCCCUGCCCUGGCGGAGGAGACCCAGAAGCCAUGGCUGCAGCCCUGGUGGCCAGGGGCCCUCCCUUGGAGGAGCAGGGGGCCCUGAGGAGGUACUUGAGGGUCCAGCAGGUCCGCUGGCACCCCGACCGCUUCCUGCAACGAUUCCGAAGCCAGAUUGAGACCUGGGAGCUGGGCCGAGUGAUGGGAGCUGUGACAGCCCUUUCUCAGGCCCUGAAUCGCCAUGCGGAGGCCCUCAAGUGACCCCAGGGAAAGAGCAAGAAACUGCAGGAAGUGCAGGGAAGUAAGAAGGGUAAGGUCAGGAGACCGGUGCUGAACGGCAGAGGAUGUGGGGCGGGAGCAGAACUUGUAAUGAGCAGGGGUGGGGGGAUGCGGGCCACCACCACUGCUCCUUGACUCUGCCAUUUCCUAAUAAGACCUGGUUCCACAUCUCACUCCCGGUGUCUCCUCUGCCUUUGUCCAUCACUGUGGUUUUCAUCACCCAUAACAUCUCCUUUCUCACUCCACCUGCCCAAACCCACAGCUCCUGCACACCUGCACCAUGCACGCACACCCUAACUCGUGCCCUCAGCUGGAGACUAGGAGCCCCUGCUUGCCUGCCCACCCGCCCACCAGGGCGGCCCUAAGAAGGCCCAGCUUGCCCUCCAGUCUCUCCACUCCCUACACUGGGCUCCUCUCCACUCUUCAGUCAGCGGUUGGAGAAAUAGAUGUGAACAGAGGCGAAAAGGGGAACAAAACCAGUUUCCCUCCCCUCCCCAGCCAGAACCACAUCCUCCUCCCCACUUAACACCCCCUUCCCCCAACACAGGGCUUUCCCUCUGCUGAGUCACUGAAUGAUGUGAAUUGGGGGCAGCUGGAGCUGGGGGACCAUAAGGAGGCUGUGGGAGGUUGGGGGAUAGAAGCAGAAAGGAUGGAGGAAGAGCCUAUGGGGCAGUGGAAUUUCGGUUGCUAAAAUUAGGAGCAGGGGAAGGAGGCGGAAAGGGCCAAAUUAUGUAACCUGGGUUGUCUGUUCUUGGGCAACCAGGGAUCCACCCCUGAGGCCAUCCCUCGCCUCUAGCUUCUCAGUCCCGUCUCUCGUCCUCUAGAGCCCCGAUUCUCUGCUCCCUCCAUCGAGCUUCUGCCCCCAUCCCAAACCUGGGCUUCAUCUCUGGGCAGCCCAGUCUUGGCCUUCCAGAUAAACAUCCCCUUUUCCUGAGGUUGAGGAAAGGGCCUGGAGGGUAGAGGGAGAGGGUCCAGGAUUCGCAGGGCGUGGGGUGGAGGACACCCUCCCUUCCACUCUUCAUACUCAGUCCCCACUUCAGCUCCCGGGAACUGGGGUAGGGAGUUUGCAGACAGCACCAGACCCCACGUCACCAGCAGGACACAGCAGGAACUCAGCAAAGAGAAAGGGCAGGACUAAGGAGAGUACAGGCAUGCGCUGGCACGUGCACAGUCUGCAUGUUGUCUGCAUCAGAGAAUCAUGAAUCAGAACUUAUUUUUCAGGUUUGGAAUGGAAUGCCGGUCUACACAGGAGAAUCCCAGGAGUGGAAGUGGAGGGCAAGAGGUGACAGGGAGGGGAAGCUUCUGGAAGCAUGGAAACAUGGGGCGGGUGUGAGACCCUUGAAGAAGACAGAGAGCCAAAAGGCCCCAGGUCUCCGAGGGACCAGGCGGAUGUUCAGGGGGCAGGAGGAGGAAGGGCUGGUGAGAAAGAUCCUGUGAGAGGAAGCUGCUGUGAUUCAGAGAAGAGACUGCGAGCUGUGAGCAACCCAGGCGUCCGGUUCCUCUCACAGGCCAGAGAUUUCGGAAGUGGCAUGCAAAGAGCUCAGGUUGGGAGUGGAGGCGGGGUUGGGGUUAGGACCCCUAAGCUGGGGGUUGAGAGGUAAGCAACAGAAAACUUUGGUGUCCAAAUUUGUUCCUUCAUCCAGCAGACUUUUGUCUGGUUUUUGAGCACAUCAUUUGCCCUUCUGCCAAGAGUCACAUAAAACUAAAGCAAAACAAGCCCUGAUACCUGGCCCCCCAGACCUCCCUCUUCUCAACGUCUCUCCCUGGUGUCUGGCCCCCAGCCCUGUUGGGGGUUCCCCUGAGAUGAGGGCUGUUCACUUUCUCUGACCACACGGUUUCCGCUUCUGUGUCUCUAAUUUCCUAGGCUGAUAAAAAUACUGAACCCUAGAGGCCCUGGCUUCCUCUGACCCCCUGGGGCCAGGCGGCAGGCAUCCUGUCCUCCAUGGUGGGGGUGGGGAGGAGGAACCAGGGAUCCCCAAGGGGUGACUCAGUGCCUACCAUGAAACACUGGGGAGGUAGGAGUGUGCAUAUCUCGCUCUCUAGACCUGGAAAGAGGAAUCACUUCUCAGAGGAGGAUGCGUUGGGGUUCAGUUAGAGAAAUGGGAUUGGGAAUGAGACCGGUGAGAUUGAAGAGGGUCAGUUGGGGGAUCGGGUUGGGGCAGGUUUGGAUUAAGUUAGGAGAAGGGUCUGGGAGGGACUCUCUUCAGUGCAGUUCAGCUGAGCAUCAAAUAGCCCAAAGAUAAAUGCAAACUCUGUUUCAAGUUUGCCAUCCGAUAGGGGAGGCAGGCCCAUACCUAAUCAACUGAUUCAAGGCAUGCUGAGUAAAAACGAGUAAGGUACAGUGGAUGUGCAAAAAGGGGAAGGGGAGGUGGAUUCCGGCUGAAAGCACCCGGGGGUCUCUGAGGGAGGAGAAGGCAUUUGACGAACGGGUAGGAUUUCUGUGGGAGGGGGAGUGGAAGGGCCCCAGAGAGGAGUGAAACAGCUUGAGCAGAGGCCAGGAGUCAGAAAACAGGAAAGACAAGUGUCCUGAGGUAGAGGAAGCACAGGUGUGAGGGAGCAUGUGCUGAAGAAAGGACACAGAAUGUCCAGGUGAGGGAUUUGGACCUUAUCUGUGGGCAGUGGCACUGCGACAGCUGUGAAGAAGAGGGAGUACAGGGGAGUGCUGCAGGUGUACAGACAAGGAAUAAAAGUAACUGCCAUUCGGGGGGCCGCGUACUAUGUGUUAACCGUGUCAAGCCCUUUUCCUAAUGUCAGAAUCCUGCCAGCAACUGUCCAAAGGGGAGGUGGUGGAUCUCCAUUAUACAGAUGAGGAAACUGAGGCUCACAAGUGUACCAUAGCUUGCUUAAGGUCACACAGCUCAAAAGUAGUGGAAUUAGCAUCAAACGCAUUUUACUCCAAAACUUGUGUACUUUCUACUUAGGUCCCAAUAACUCCAAGUGGCGUUAAAGGAAGGAACAGAUUUUAUAAACUGACAGGGAUAAGUCGUUAGGUCAUGCCAACUGAUUGGAUGGUGGGAGUGAGGGAAGAGGAGUCUUAGAUGACUCCCAGUUUUGAGCCAAGGGCAUAGGAAAGGCGAUGAUACCCUAAACCAAGGAGGUGUGUGGCUAAGGGGAAAAUGAGUUAAUUUCAGACAUACAAUCAAAUUUUUAUUAAGCACCUGAAAGAAGCAGGGUGCUCUGCUAGGCAAUGGAUAUAAAUGAUAUAAAGUCACUGCCCUCAUAGGGCUUGCAGUCUAACGAAACAACAUACAGACAAGGACCAACUACACGUGAUGACAGGAGGUGCACCUGCUUGGAGUAAUAAAGUACUCAAGAAAGUCCUGCGGAGUUUGAGGUGUUAGCAUGACACUCGGGUGGAGAUUUCCAGUGAGCAGGUCUGGAGCCCGACAGAAAAGUUGGGGCUGCUGGAGGCAUAGGUUUGGGCAUCAUUCCUUUUCCAGUAGAGGUGGAGCCUCUGAGUGGACAGGAUCCCCAAAAGAGGGUGACCAGAAGAGGCUUGAGGAUGAUCAAAGGAAGAGGAACCAAUAAAGGAGAGAGGUUGGGGGAGCAGUCAGAGAAGUAGGGCAAGGGAGAGGUAUGCCAAGCAGAGACUGGGCGGCCACAUCUGGUGCUUCAAAGAAGUCUAGUAGGUGAGAGUUCAAAAGAUCCUUUGGGUUCAGGAGCUAGAUGAUUACAGAUUUUGAGAAAACAGUUUCCACUUACCAGAGGCACAGAAAUCGCUUUACGUAGGUUAAGGAAUGAGUGGGAGGUGAGGAAAAGGAGGUGGUGAGUACAAAGGCAUAGAAUGGUGAAUACUGAAGGUAACAGUAUCAUCUCUAGCUCAACCCACGAAUUUUACAGUGAGGAAAAUUUUACCAGUUCCCGAAAAAGUGGUUAGUUAGGGGGCUAGUCUCUUUUGAGACAUCACACAGAAAAGGAGGGUGAGAGGUGGAUGGACAUUUAAGGGAGAAAGUCCAGGGAAGGCUUUUUAUUUUCAAGAAAUAAAGUUGAGUAUGUAAAAUGAAGGCGCAUGAAAAGAGAAAGACACUGAAGACAAAAGAAAGGCGGGAAAGAGUAUGGUAAACAUGGGCAAGUGGGAGAGAGUACAAAGAACCAGCCUUGGACGGGAGAAAGAGUCCUCUGAGUCAAGAAGAAAGGAAAAAGGAAACAAAGUGAAGGGAAAAGAAAGCAGUAAAGAGAUCCGCCUUGGAUGGCCUUAAGUUCAAUAAAAAGAUGAUAGCAUCACCAGCUGGGAGUAAAGAGGGGAGGAGGCGUGGAGAUUUAGAACAUCACCUGCAGGAGAGGAACAAGGGAAUCAAAGAUUAGGGAUCACUGAGGGCUUUCUGAGGUUAGAUGGUCAGGAUUAGUCGUAGGCCUCUUAUGAGGACAUGACUCUCCUGCAAUGCUUGGCAGCCUAGGAGAAAGACCCAAGAAUGAGACCAUUGAGUUUACCCAAAUCAAGUUUUUCAAGAUUUUCUUGAUAGAAUAUCAGGAAGGGAAUGAGAGAUGAAGAAAAACUUACCUAGAUAUACAAGUUGUUAAGCACAUGGUAGAGAUGUUGGUGGAGAAGAUUGUGCUGUGAAGACCAGAAGAACGUGGAAAAUGCAAAAGGCAUGGACUUCGAGAGAGGAGGAGGUUAUCAAUGAUGCAGAGGGGAGAGAGGAGAACAGUGGCCUCUCCUCUGCCCCCCCGCUCCUAGUGAUGGGUGUGGAAGAAACAGCAGCCUUCACCAAAGACAGAAGGAACUUUAUUAGGGAAAAGCCAGGUUUCAAAGUACCAGAGGAAGUUGCUUUCAAAAGUGAAAUAGAGGAUUUGAGGAGUUCCAUAGAAUACUGUGAAAUGGAUUGGUAGAAACAUCCUUUGUUGGGUAGGGAAUCGGAUCCAGGGAGGUUAAAUCCCAGUGAGAGUUCAGAAGGAAACUAAGUCUGGAGGAUUUUGCUUCCGGAAGCAAGAGGCUGCUGCUUCUGGAAUUUAGGAUGGGAGUUACACUGCAUUUAUCCUGAGGGAAAACAAACACUUUGAAGGCAUCUUAGGGGGAUGCGUAAGGUAAGGUAUCUCUUCCAAUUCCAUGGCUUUCUUCGUGCCAACAGUUCCCAUUGUUGACUCUCUAGUUCUCACAUUGCCUCUGAAAUCUAGACUCAUAUAUACGACUGCCAAGUGACAUUUCUGGGCAAGGCUUGAAUAUUAUCCAAGACUUGGAUGUCUGUCCAAUAGGUUUAAACUUAAAUCCAAAAUUGAACUUCUGGUUCUCCCAUCCCAUCAGAAUCCUGCUUCUCUCCCAGUCUCCCCGUCUUCUACCCCACCACCAUCCAUCCAAUCCAUCAUCUGGUCCUGUCAAUUCUACCCAUGAAAUAUAUCCCAAUAUAUCCCAAAUUUGUCUACUUCUCUCCAUCUUCAUGGUGGCCACCAUCUUCUCCCCAGGAUUACUGCAGUUGCCUCCUAACUGGUGUCUCUGCUUGCAAUGUUACCCACUACAGUCUAGCCUAAACACAGGAGCCACAAUGAUCUUUUAAAAAUGUAAAUCUGGGCUUCCCUGGUGGCGCAGUGGUUGAGAGUCCGCCUGCCGAUGCAGGGGACACGGGUUCGUGCCCCGGUCCGGGAAGAUCCCACAUGCCGCGGAGCGGCUGCGCCUGUGAGCCAUGGCCGCUGAGCCUGCGCGUCUGGAGCCUGUUGUUCCGCAAUGGGAGAGGCCACAACAGUGAGGGGCCCACGUACGCAAAAAAAAAAAAAAAUGUAAAUCCAAUCACCUCUGCCUCAGACCUCCCUCCCUCCUCCCCCCACACCCACGCAACAUGUGCACACCCUGACACCCUCCAGAGCUUCCCAUGGUUGAGUAAAAUUCAGGUGCUUUACUCGUCCUUGCAGGUCCCUGCAUGAUCGGGCCCCUGCCCCUGCUCCCUGACCUCAUCUCCCACCUCUCUCCCACCCUCUCUGCUCCAGCCACACUGGCCUCCUUUCUGUUCCUCAACACCCCCAGCUCAUUUCCACCUUCCGGCCUUCGCAGUAGCUGUUCCCUUUACGUGGAAUGAUUCUCCCCCAGACCUUCACUUGGCCACUCUUGUCAUUUGGGUCUCAGCUUAAAAUGCCAUUUACUCAGAAAGGACUUUCCUGACCACUGUGUCUAAAGUAGUUCCCCGCCACUCUUACCACAUGGCCUGUCUUGUUUCCUCAUAGCGCUACUAACUGCCUUCUUCUUCAGUGUGUUUCUUUUCUGCCUUGCCUCACUAGAGUGGAAGCUCCACAAGGGCAGGUACCUUAUCUGUCUAUCCCUACUGCCUGGAACAGUGCCCAGCACAUAGUAAGCUCCCAAUAAAGACUUGUUACAUGGAGGCAUGGAUGAAUAAUGGGGAAAAGCAGGAUAAAGCUCAACUUUAGGUUUGUGGUUCAAGUUGAACUUACAUUUAGAGUCAGGUUUAACUAUAGGGUUAAGAAUGGGGAUGAGUUAGUUCCAAGAUUAGCUCUAGAAACAGGGCUGGGUUAGUUUAGAGGAUAAGUUUAUUUGGGGGUUCAUUUAUUGAGAUGUUUAGAUUUGAGGUUAGGGUUGAGUUUGAGUUGUGAUUUGGAUUGAGGUUAAAUAUGGGUUAGGAUCAAAGUUGAUAUGUAAUCCCACUUCAGGUUUUGAGGCUAGGUUCAAGUUUGAGACUAUUGUCAUUUCAGCCUUAUCUGGAGGGCUCAGAGAUUUCACUAGUUUCUCCACAGACACCACUGUAGAAACUGUAUAUCCCUCGGUUUGGAGCACAAGACUCCAGUCAUCACCCCUCCCACUCAGGGAAAGCCCCAAACCAACUGCUGGCCUCCUCAAGAAAGAAACUGAAUUUCACACAACCUCCAAAACUGAGAUUGAAACCAAGAUUGGCCCAUCUCAAGGAGCAUCCUUCAGCACAUCACAAAUGCCUGUGACACGGAGCUUCGACCCAAUUCUCACCCUUCAUUCCUCUCUGUCUCUCAUGUCCCCCCAUCACUUGUCCUCACCUUCCCCUUUUUUUUCUUCAAUGCCCCAGUCUCUCUCUCUGACCGAAGUUUCUCCGUUUCUCUCUAUUUCUCACCGUUAAUUGCAGCACCAUUUUACAUUUUAAUAUAGCCGAGUUCUCCUAGUCCAUGGGCUCCUACCAUUGGAGAGGCAGAAAGAGACAGCAGGAAGAAAAAGGGACUCCAGAGAAUGAGGGACACAGAGGAAAGGAAAGGAGCAGGGCCCAAGAGGUAGGCCAACAGUGACACAAGACACAGUGAGGUUAAAAGAAACAAGAUGAAGCCAAGAUAGAGACCAAGGUAUUUAAAAGAGGCAUCUGUGGCUACCCUUCUUCCGCCAUCACGUCUGGUCAGCCACCAAGACCUGUAGAUUUUGCCUAGAAACUCUCUCCUCCUCUUCGUUCUCCUGCUACUGCCUCGAUUUAAAUGCAGGCUCUUGGGCUUCCCUGGUGGCGCAGUGGUUAAGAGUCCGCCUGCCGAUGCAGGGGACACGUGUUCGUGCCCCGGUCCAGCGUGGAGCGGCUGGGCCCGUGAGCCAUGGCCGCUGAGCCUGCGUGUCUGGAGCCUGUGCUCCACAACGGGAGAG
Globicephala melas (long-finned pilot whale) is the source of this 8836-nucleotide messenger RNA. RefSeq names its product NFKB inhibitor like 1 (gene NFKBIL1). Lineage: Eukaryota; Metazoa; Chordata; Mammalia; Artiodactyla; Delphinidae. Gene Ontology annotation, biological process: canonical NF-kappaB signal transduction; negative regulation of toll-like receptor signaling pathway. Gene Ontology annotation, cellular component: nucleus. Gene Ontology annotation, molecular function: protein binding. The record is from RefSeq and is a predicted model, not a curated record.